Molecule: messenger RNA, 720 nt
Organism: Acytostelium subglobosum LB1
Lineage: Eukaryota; Evosea; Eumycetozoa; Acytosteliales; Acytosteliaceae
Exons: 1
Coding region: 1-720 (239 amino acids)
Molecular function (GO): protein binding
Source: RefSeq, a predicted model, not a curated record
AUGACCUAUGUCAACCCAACCUUCGUCUAUGCCCGUGGUAGUAUCUAUUUGUUUGGACUUGGGGAAGGAAAGACAGUGUGCGCCAGAUACUCCUUCGGAGACAAGAAGAGCUACUACUACGAAAUUCAUGACAUCGCUGGAGACUCAUAUGUUUCCGCUUGCUUCGAUGGCAGCCGCAACAUCUACCUUCUUGGAGGAUCCAUUGACCAUAAGCUAUUUAACCGAGUGGAUUGCUUCGAUAUAACCACCAAGAAGACGAGACUGGUUACAAACCUGGUCAACAUCAGGAACUAUCCACCUCCACACACAUACUAUCACAACAACUUGGUCUACAUUGUUGGUGCAAAAACAAACUUUACAAUGGCUCGGUCACUGGUAUCAUUCGAUGUCGUUAAUCAUGUGACCACCGUGGAGCACAUUCUACCAGAGAUCACCGGAAGGAUAAUGAGUUGUUUCGAUGGCCAAGACCGGAUCUUCUUCAAGGAAAAAGAGACAAUCAUCACCUAUUCAUUGGCCAACAAGGAUGCGGGGAAAUAUGCAUCAAAGUGUCCCGUCGAUGGACAUCUUGUGUACGAUCCUGCCACAGAUGGUAUCCUUAUCCUUGGUGGCAUGUCCAAGAACUUCAGACAUUCAAUCAAAGACGACAUUUGGACACAGAUCGUUGACAAUGACAAAACAGUUGACCGACUAAAGAAUAGUGGAUGUUUGGUUCGUGGCUAG